CUUGACGUUUGAGAGAUGGGGUCCUUGCCCUUCUUGGAAAAAAAACGUCAAGAUCUUUCGUACCAAGACAUCAAAACGCCGUCCACAAAAAGCUGCGACCAACCAGAGAAAGCCACGAGGCAGGGUGGUGUGGAAGAAAAAGGAGAGAGGGAUAAGCCGUUUCGACAGUUAACGGCGCACAAGAGGAAAAUGAACGCCGCAGCGCUCGCAACCACCGCCGGAACCCCCGUCCUCCGCCGUGCUCCGAAUCUCUCGCGCUUUUAUCCUCAUACUUCGCCCGUUUUCCGGCUCGACGGAAUCGGACGAGCAGUGCAAGCAACCGGCAGAAGGUCGUGGAAGAUAUCGGCGAGUUCACAGAGCGCAUCCACGGCGGAGAAUGUGGCGACGGCGAAGUCCGUGCCAAGCGAGAUGAAGGCCUGGCUGUACGGAGAGUACGGAGGAGUGGAGGUUCUGAAGCUGGAGAGCAACGUGGCGGUGCCGGAGUUUAAGGAGGAUCAGGUGCUCUUGAAGGUUGUUGCGGCGGCGCUUAACCCCGUCGAUGCGAAAAGACGCCAAGGCAAGUUCAAGGCUACCGAUUCUCCUCUCCCGACGGUGCCGGGAUACGACGUGGCGGGAGUGGUGGUGAAGGUGGGGAAGGCCGUGAAGGAAUUGAAAGAAGGGGACGAAGUGUACGGAAACAUCAGCGAGAAAGCUCUCGAAGGGCCAAAGCAAUUCGGUUCGCUUGCAGAGUACACUGCGGCGGAGGAGAAGCUAUUGGCAUUGAAGCCCAAAAACAUCAGCUUUGCUGAAGCAGCGGGCCUACCACUGGCCAUAGAGACAGCCGACGAGGGCUUGCAGAGAACUGGCUUCUCCUCAGGAAAGUCAAUUCUCGUCCUCAAUGGCGCCGGAGGAGUUGGCAGCCUUGUCAUUCAGUUGGCAAAGCAAGUGUAUGGAGCAUCAAAGGUGGCAGCCACCGCUAGUACGGGAAAGCUGGAGUUGCUGAGAAGCCUCGGUGCCGAUUUGGCAAUUGAUUACACCAAAGACAACUUUGAAGAUUUGCCCGAUAAAUUCGACGUCGUGUUCGACGCCAUCGGGAUGUGUGAACGUGCGGUGAAGGUGGUGAAGGAAGGUGGGAGCGUGGUGGCAUUGACCGGAGCCGUGACACCACCAGGUUUCAGAUUCGUGGUGACAUCGAAUGGGGAAGUUUUGAAGAAGCUGAACCCUUACCUUGAGAGCGGAAAGGUGAAGCCGGUGGUCGAUCCGAAGGCUCCGUUCCCGUUCUCAAAUGCGGCAGAUGCCUUCUCUUACCUAGAAACCAACCAUGCCACCGGCAAGGUCGUUGUCUAUCCCAUCCCUUGAUGAGUGUCUCUUCACUAGGUCUGUAACUUACAUGUAAGCAUAUCUCUGUUUGAAGUUUCUCAUUCCUUGUAGAGAGUUUAAGCUUUCUGGUUGGAAAGCGUACGAGGGUUUAGUUACAAUGA
Messenger RNA from Tarenaya hassleriana, 1460 nucleotides. RefSeq names its product quinone oxidoreductase-like protein At1g23740, chloroplastic. The record is from RefSeq and is a predicted model, not a curated record. Lineage: Eukaryota; Viridiplantae; Streptophyta; Magnoliopsida; Brassicales; Cleomaceae. Gene Ontology annotation, molecular function: zinc ion binding; oxidoreductase activity, acting on the CH-CH group of donors, NAD or NADP as acceptor. The transcript has 4 exons. The coding region runs from base 16 to 1338 and encodes 440 amino acids.